Nerophis lumbriciformis (worm pipefish) is the source of this 11837-nucleotide messenger RNA. NCBI's taxonomy places the organism in Eukaryota, Metazoa, Chordata, Actinopteri, Syngnathiformes, Syngnathidae. The record is from RefSeq and is a predicted model, not a curated record.
UUAUCCACUUCCGGGUUUUAACCGGACGGAGAUGAGCGUAACGUAUAUGAGAGUGUUAAAGUUGGCACACCAGGUUGUAAACACAUUUGACUUGUGUGUCACUGUUGGAAUCUAAUGGGGUUCAGUCAGUGAGGAACACAGAAGAACGAUUUGCAGAGAAAUCAACGGGAGAGGAAUCUGUGUGAAGAAGAGUGAAGGAGGAAGAAGAGUGUGGAAAAACAAAUCGGAUAUAAAACACUGGAUGGAGUAUGUACACAUCCAUCCAUCCAUUUCUACCGCUUGUCCCUUUUGUUGUGAGAUAUAUGAAGUAACGCAACCGUGACCCACUGUAGAACUAUUUAAGUAGUCGGAAACGUGAAGAGGAAUGCUGUCAAGGAUCUCCCCCUCAGGUCUCAAUGCUAAUCUCUGCAUACUGUGUGUAUGCCCUUGUGUGGGCCAUUUCAAAGUACAUUUGACUUGUAAACAAUUGAUUUGGUAGUCUGUAGCCAUAUUUUAAUUAAUUGUGAAAUUAAUUUUCGAUUUUAGUAUUAGCACAUUAACUUGAGUUAAUUUUUCUGCUUUACCAAAAAUAUUUUUUUCAGAAUACGAGGUUUUGUACACAUGUCUGAUUGUACACGCUACAGACACUUCUUUGUAGUGUUAUAGUCUCACUAUAAUUUAGAAUGGCAGUUUACAGUGCUUAAAGUCUUCCUUUUUGUGUGCACUCCAUAAACUUGAUGGCGGAUUCUUGAGUCAAAAUGAGGCAGGACUAAACAUUAGUUCGGAUUCGAAUGUCAUGGACGUCAACGCUGAUCCGGCCGUUGAGGCUGGCAUGGACACCUGUAGAUAUGCUCUCCGGGAAAAAGCAGGGGAUGGGGAGGACUUUUUGUUCAGUGGAAAAAGCGACAAAGACGUUUUUAAUUCCAGCUCUUCCGACUCCUCACCCUGCUCCUCUUCACCCACUCUUCACUCCAACGCCUGUUUUCUCUCAAAUUUUACGGAGGACGACAGGGAAAUGCUUUUCGGAUGCUCCAAAUCUUUCACUGGACUCAAACUCUUCACGAGAAGGAAAGCAAUCGCAAAAUCUGGCUUACACCAUCUGCCAUGUGAUCCCACUACAUCGUCUUUAGAUCCUGAAGUGAAUAUUCGCAGCACUGUUGACUGGACCGAGUCUGCUCAGUAUGGAGAUCAUAUCUGGUUUGAGACAAAUGUGUCGGGAGACUACUGUUAUGCGGGAGAACAACACUGUAUUGCGAGAUCACUGCAAAAGUCAGUCAGCCGGAGAAAGUGUGCUGCCUGCAGGAUAGUCGUCCACACAAUCUGUAUUGAACAACUGGAGAAGAUCAAUUUCAGAUGCAAGCCAUCCUUCAGGGAAUCUAGUUUCAAAAACAUUCGAGAGCCCAACGUGGUACGUCAUCACUGGGUGCAUCGAAGAAGAGAAGAAGGAAAAUGUAAACAAUGUGGCAAGGCCUUCCAGCAGAAGUUUGCUUUCCACAGUAAAGAGAUUGUUGCCAUUAGCUGUUCCUGGUGCAAACAAGCGUAUCACAACAAGGUCUCCUGUUUCAUGUUGCACCAAAUUGAGGAGGUUUGUCCAAUAGGAGUUCAUGCUGCCCUCAUAGUUCCACCUUCAUGGAUUGUUCGAGUUCGACGUUGCCAGACGUCCAUGAAGACAAGUAAGAAGAAGAAAAGAACAUCCUUCAAGAGAAAAAUCAAUAAAAAAGCCACUGAGGAUGGACGACAGUGGAAGCCCUUCACUAUCCGGGCUAUCGAUUCUCCUUUGAUGAAACCACUGAUAGUGUUUGUAAACCCCAAAAGCGGAGGAAAUCAGGGCACCAAAAUCUUUCAGUCCUUCAUGUGGUAUCUGAACCCAAGACAGGUGUUUGAUCUGAGCCAGGCAGGGCCAAAAGAUGGUCUAGAGCUGUAUCGUAAAGUUCAUAAUUUGAGAAUUCUGGCCUGUGGAGGAGAUGGAACUGUGGGAUGGGUCCUAUCAUGCCUUGAUGAACUUGCUUUGAAUCCUCAACCUCCUGUCGCAGUGUUACCACUUGGGACAGGAAAUGACCUCGCUAGAACUCUCAACUGGGGAGGGGGCUAUACAGAUGAACCUCUGUCCAAGAUCCUGUCUCAUGUUGAGGAUGGAAUUGUAGUGCAACUUGACCGGUGGAAUCUACAAAUUGAACCCAAUUACAGUGCAGGGGCUGAAGUCGAUGAGCAACAAACUGAUAAGCUUCCCCUGGACGUUUUUAACAAUUACUUCAGCCUCGGAUUUGAUGCUCUUGUGACCCUAGAGUUUCAUGAGUCAAGAGAAGCCAAUCCAGAGAAGUUUACCAGCCGUUUCAGGAAUAAGAUGUUCUAUGCUGGGACAGCUUUCUCAGAUUUCCUGAUGCGAAGCUCCAAAGACCUGUCUAAGCACAUCAAAGUGGUGUGUGAUGGGACUGAUUUAACAUCAAAGGUUCUGGAUUUGAAGCUUCAAUGUCUGGUUUUCCUCAACAUCCCCAGGUACUGUGCAGGCACUACCCCUUGGGGAAAUCCAAGUGAUCACCAUGACUUUGAGCCACAACGGCAUGAUGAUGGAUACAUUGAGGUCAUUGGGUUCACAUUGACAUCAUUGGCUACUCUCCAGGUUGGAGGUCAUGGCGAGCGUCUGAUUCAGUGUCGAGAAGUCAUUCUCACUACGACAAAGCCUCUUCCCGUACAGGUGGAUGGGGAACCAUGUAGACUUGCCCCCUCUAUUAUCAACAUCAGUAUCAGAAACCAGGCCAACAUGGUACAGAAGACCAAAUGGCAGACAUCCCUGCAACAUCUCAAUAACCAGCAGCCCGCUCCAGAGAGGCUGCGGCUUCGAGUCAGCAGAAUCAGCAUGAGUGACUAUGAGGCUCUGCACUACGACAACGACAAAUUGCGGCAAGCAUCUAUUCCUCUGGGGCUGAUUGUGGUUCCAGGAGACAGCAACUUAGAGAUGUGCAGAGAACAUAUACAAAGUUUACAAAAGGAGGACGCUGCCAAGAUGAAGAAUCUUUCCUCGCAGCAAAUGUUCCCAAAGUGGUGUUUCCUUGAUUCAACAACAGCUGAUCGAUUUUACAGAAUAGACAGAGCACAGGAACAUCUCAACUAUGUAUCAGAAAUCUCACAUGAGGAACUUUUUAUCUUGGACACUGAACUGAUUAUGAGAACGUCUCCAACUGCCGUACCUGAUUUGGUUCAUCCUUUAUCCAACUUGGCGAACUACGGCAUUGACAGUGAUGGCUUUGCAGCUGAAGCCUCGGCAUUCAAUUCAACACCUGAGGCCCGGAAACUCAGAAGGAAAGGCUGCAUCCUGCGCUCUGUCAACACCAAUGAUGAGCUAAAGCUAAAAGUGAGACAUGAAACGGGCCAAAAGGCAAGCGAUGCAGGAGGUGAAGAAGAAGAAGAAACAGAGCUGUUAAUUAAGUGUGUAAAGAACAAAGAUUUGAAGAAGCUGCAGGAGCUGCAUGAGAAGGGGUGUGACCUCACUUGUGUUGACCAAUGUGGUUGUAGCCUGCUGCACCAUGCCGUUAAUGUGGGAAGCAAGGAGAUGGUCCGCUUCAUUCUUGACAAUGCUUCAAGUGACCUAGUUGAUGUGACAGAAAAGAUACACGGUGAAACAGUUCUCCACCAAGCUGCUUCAUUGUGUCACAGAACAAUCUGCCAUUAUCUGGUGGAGGCAGGAGCCUCGCUGAUGAAAACUGAUAUGCAGGGCGACACCCCAAAGAACCGGGCUGAAAAAGCGAAUGAUGCAGACCUGGCAGCCUACCUCGGGAACCGACAACACUAUCAAAUGAUCCAGAGGGAAGACCAGGAAACAGCUGUCUGAACAUCUUCAGAGCCAACGUGCAAGAAGAUGCCAAUUGAGAUUUGACCAAAAGUUCUGAUGACAACUUUAAAAUGUCAGGAAAGUAACUCAGGACAUUUUAUUUUCACAGAUUCAGUAAAUAUUACGUUAUUGUGUUUGUGUGUGUAUGCAUGCUAUGUUAUGUUCUUUUAUGACACAUGACUUUAACAUUAGAUUGACAGUCUUAAAAACUUCAUAAAUGUCUGAAAACAGAUUUACGGUAUUACCAAUAUGUUGCGUAGUUCAAUGUUUUUGCCAUGUACGACAUUCUCAUUCAUAUUUUAUUACAUGUUUAUGCCUGUACCAAAUGUUUCCCUCCAUGUGAAUGAUAAAGCAGAGUUCAAACUUAUACCUGUGCAUGUGUUGCUAUUAUAUUUUAUCAGUGCUGAUGGCUUCUAUUGUCUUUUUGACUAAAGUUUAUGGAGUAAACAAACAACAAUAUUUUCUGUACAUUCCCAUGCAGGGAUGCAAUUUGGUGCACUUUUACUGGUGAACAGCCGCACAGCCUGAAGUUUGUUUUUACCAAGGCCACGCACAAACUCAUUGAUUGGGUCUGUGGCGCUGCCUUUUUUGCUAAUACAAAACCCAAAACCAGUGAAAUUGGCACGUUGUGUAAAUCGUAAAUAAAAACAGAAAACAAUGAUUUGCAAAUCCUUUCCAACCUAUAUACAAAGACAAGAUACUUAACGUUCAAACUUGUAAACUUUAUUUUUUUGCAAAUAUUAGCUCAUUUGGAAUUUAAUGCCUGCAAACAUGUUCAAAAAAAAAGCUUGCACAAGUGGCAAAAAAGAUUGAGAAAAUUGAGGUGUGCUCAUCAAACACUUAUUUGGAAAAUCCCACAGGUUAACAGGCUAAUUCGGAACAGGUGGGUGCCAUGAUUGGCUAUAAAAGCAGCUUCCAUGAAAACCUCAGUCAUUCACAAACAAGAAUUGGGUGAGGGUCACCACUUUGUGAACAAAUGCGUGAGCAAAUUGUCAAAACAGUUUAAGAACAACAUUUCUUACUGCAUGUAAGCGGCAGGGCCAAAAACCAACAUUGAAUGCCCGUGACCUUCGAUCCCUCAAGUGGUACUGCACCAAAAAGCGACAUCAGUGUGUAAAGGAUAUCGCCACAUGGGCUCAGGAACACGUCAGAAAACCACUGUCAGUACUACAGUUUGCCACUACAUCUGACAUCUUUGCAAGUUAAACUCUACUAAGCAAAGUGAAAGCCUUUUAUCAACAACACCCAGAAACGCAGCCGGCUUCGCUGGGGCUCAUCUAAGAUGGACUGAUGCAAAGUGGCAAAGUGUUCUGUGGUCUGACGAGUCCACAUUUCAAAUAGUUUUUGGAAACUGGCUGUCGUGUCCUCCGGACCAAAGAGGAAAAUAACCAUCCGGAUUGUUAUAGGAGCAAGUUCAAAAGCCAGCAUCUGUGAUGGUAUUGGGGUAUAUUAGUGCCCAAGGCAUGGGUAACUUACACAUCUGUGAAGGCACUAUUAAUGCUGAAAGGUACAUACAGGUUUUGGAGCAACAUAAUGUUGCCAUCCAAGCAACGUAUUUUUCAUAGACGUCCCUGCUUAUUUCAGCAAGACAAUGACAAGCCACAUUCUGCACGUGUUACAACAGCGUGGCUUAGUAGUAAAAGAGUGCGGGUGCUAGACUGGCCUGCCUGUAGUCCAGACCUGUCUCCCAUUGAAAAUGUGUGGCACUUUACAAAAAGUAAAAUACCACAAUGGAGACCCAGGACUGUUGAACAACGUAAGCUGUACGUCAAGCAAGAAUGGGAAAUAAUUCUACCUGAAAAGCUUAAAAAAUGUGUCUCCUCAGUUCCCAAACGUUUACUGAGUGUUGUUAAAAGGAAAGGCCAUGUAACACAGUGGUGAACAUGCCCUUUCCCAACUACCUUGGCACGUGUUGCAGCCAUGAAAUUUUAAGUUAAUUAUUAUUUGCAAAAAAAAUAAAAAAAUGUAUGAGUUUGAACAUCAAAUAUCUUGUCUUUGCAUUCAAUUGAAUAUGGGUUGAAAAGGAUUUGCAAAUCAUUGUAUUCCGUUUAUAUUUACAUUUAACACAAUUUCCCCAUCGUGUUACGUAACACGGUGGUAAAAAUGCCCCUGUGCCAACUGUUUUGCAAUGUGUUGCUGUCAUUAAAUUCUAAGUUAAUGAUUAUUUGGGUUUUAUAUGAUGCCCCACCACCAUGAUUGACAGCAUACAGCAGCUGACUGUCAGAUGCGCUGACGGGCAGUUAGAUGUAAGCUAAGUGAGGAGUUGGCCUCCAAACAACAAUAUGAAUCACAAACAAGUAAAAUAAUAAAAACAAAAGAGCCUUGUCUAUGGAUGUUCUCUUUCAUCCUUGCAUUGUAUGUCAUCCAUGUUUGUUGCGCUUCAGGAUCCUCAAAAAAAAGAGGCGUUGCUGUGUUUUCUUGAUGAUGUGUGAGUUGUUCAGGCUCCAACUCAGGUCCUCUGAGAUGUGCACUCCCAGGAACUAAAGCUGGGGACACGUUUUACCUCUUCCUGGUUUAUGUGCAGACUGUUGGGCGUUUUUCGUUGGCGGUGUCCUCAAAGCGGGUAAAGAAUGAGUUGAGCUUGUGACUCUGUUUGUAGUCGAUGAUGUUACUGAUGUCUUUCCACAUGGAGCGGGGGUUGUGGUCUUUAAAGUAAGCCUCAAUAUGCUGCUUGUAUUUUAAUUUAGCAGUUUUGAUGCCCCUGUUUAAGUCUUAUUGGGCAGGACGCCCUGAAUCUGAAUGCCGCAUCCCUGGCUUCGAGCAGCAUUCUGACGUUAUUGUUGUUAUUGUUGUUAUUGUUAUUUUUAGUUAGGGAAUAUUUUUUUUACCUGUUUUUUUGUGGUUACAUAGUCAAUGCAGAAGAUCAUGUAAGAUAGUACUGAUGAGGUGUGGCACUCGAUGUCUUGUUCUUCAAAGAGCUCCCAUGUGGUGUCUUCAAAACGGUCCUGGAGUGCAGAAGGGGCCUCUCACUCCAGACCUGCACUGUCUGAUCUGACGAUGAGGCUGUGUCAGGGACAGGGAAAGGUGGUCUGAUUGUCCAAGUUGGGGGGAUGAGUGAGCCUGGUAUGCGCCACGGAUGUUUAUGUUAACCUGGUCAAGUGUAAUGUUGUUCCUUAUUGUGAUGGCCACGUUUUUGUGAAAUCAUGGAGGACACAUUUUGGGUUGGAGUGAUUAAAGUACCCUGCUACAAUAAAGAUGCCCUCAGGGUGGUUUUUUUGUUGUCUGGUGAUGUCAUCAUGUAAUUUACACAUGGCUAUUUUAGCAUUAGUGCGGGGGUAAACAUACUGUACACUGUUGUGAGGAAGACCAGUGAAUUCUCUUGGCAGGUAAAAGUAUUAAAAAUUCCACAUCUGGGCAGCAGUUUCUGUUUGUUACGGCGACGUUGGUACACCAGCUGUUGUUUAUGUAAGCGCACACACCUCCUCUUCUAGCCAAUUGCGGUCUGCCCGAUGAAUAAAGUAGCCUGUAAGCUCCAGUGCUGAGUCCGGGAUGUUUUUGUGCAGCCAGCUCUCGGUUAUAACGAUUAUACAGCUGCUUAAACGGCGAUUGAAAAUCUGUAGUUUAAUCUCAUCCACUUUGUUGACAAGAGAGCAUGCGUUUGUGAGGACAAGGCUCGAUAGUGCCGGUUUGUGUGGAACCACUCGCAGCCUGGUGCUGAUCGUCUGCCUCGCAUCGACUCCAGUGUUUCUUCCUUUUUAUAUUCAGCAGAGCGAGUAAUCUCUGUGGGGAAUGAGUCCAGUCCUGCAAAUGUACUCCUAGAAUAAGCUUGUCUAAGAUUGAAUAGUUCAGUACGUGUAUAACCCUUAAUUUUGUAAAAAUCUCUGCUUGCUGUUGGAGAGCUCUGAACUGCUGCGUCAUUGCGCACCACCAUCUUUUAUAAUAGGAAAGCCCUAUAUAAUAGGAAAGUCUCAAGUCUAAUAAAUCCUAAUUCAGCUAACCUAGCCACACCUGUAGGUCUCGCACCAGCCACACGUAAAUGAAACCAUUAACCUUCGUCCGUAGAGGAACACCCUGUUUUCUCCAUUUUAUGCUAAAUGUAGGUGUAGCCUUGGGGGACGGACAGGUCACCUAUGAUCUCUCAGUCGAAAAAAACGCAUCAUCUAAGAUGGUAAUAAGAGUGGGAGUCAUUUCUGAACACUUUCAAUGGUCCUUCAUACACAAGCCAAUUAGGAACACCGAACCCCAUUAACAUUUUAUAAUCAAAUUAUUACAACAAAACAGUAAUACCACAUCUAAAUUUAAGACCAAAUGCAUACAUGUGAGAAUAUAUGACAAUAUACUGUAUGUGCAUAGAAAAGCAUGAAAAUAGAAAAAUAUCAAAGGAUAUAAAUUGUUUGCCGUCAGAGGUUCUGUCCUGGUUAGCGGAAAGGUAGUUUAUUUUCGAUCGUCCAUCUUGAGCCAUGUGCGCACACUCUGAAACCGUCCUGUCCAGAGACCAAAGUCCAAUUUUAUGUCUGUAUAUGAGUCUCAGACUCGAUUCGAAAAUACAGGGGUCCACCAAACAAUUCCAGUAGUUGUCCUGAGAAGAGUAACAUUUACCAGUACUUUGUAACUUUCUGUCACUCUUCAUGGUAGGUCACCCCAGAUCCCACCUCACUCCUACCCACUUCUCCAAAGUGGGCUGGCUCAGGGUGGAGGACAGAGUAAAACAACUUGCACUGAGCCUAGUCUAUAAAAUCCGCUACACCUCCCUGAUACCGAAGUACAUGUCAAACUACUUCCUUAAUGACCGCCAUAACCACAACACCAGGGGGAGCUCCACUAACCACGUUAAACCCAGAUUCCGAUCUAACAAAGGUCUUAACUCAUUCUCUUUCUAUGCCACAUCAAUGUGGAAUGCGCUCCCAACAGGUAUAAAAGAAAGGGCAUCUCUAUCCUCCUUCAAAACCGCAAUAAAAGUACACCUCCAGGCAACUUCAACCCUAAACUAACACCCUCCCCGGAUUGUUAAUAAUCAAAUGUAAACAAUCAAAUGUAGAUACUUUUCUUAUGCCUUCUGAUCUCUCUCUCUCUCUCUCUCUCUAUGUCUACUACUUGCUGUACAUAUCCUUAAGUCAGACCUACACUGUUUCAAUAUCCAUUUCUCUGUUCUCAAUUGUUGAUGACUGAUGAUAACAACCAAACCUACCCCCCCUCCACACCCCGAAUUGUAAAUAAUGUAAAUAAUUCAAUGUAUACACCCUGAUGAUUAUCUUGUGUGAUGACUGUAUUAUGAUGAUAGUAUAUAUCUGUAUCAUGAAUCAAUUUAAGUGGACCCCGACAGUUGAAAAACUUAUUCGGGUGUUACCAUUUUGUGGUCAAUUGUACGGAAUAUGUACUUCACUGUGCAACCUACUAAUAAAAGUCUCAAUCAAUCAAUCAAUCAACUAACCGAUCAGUCAGACGUAUCCAAAAUAUGGUUGUUGAAUCAGAAGCACUGUCUUAACUAUUCUUAGAUGUUUCUCCAUUAUUGUAAAUUGUCAACAUUUGAAUUUGCAUGUUAAAUGAUAUGUUGCUAUUUUAAUUUCAUUCCAAAUCUGGCAUUUAUGAUUUCACAUUAACCAGUCAUCCUUUAUAUCAAUUUCCACUUUUCUCCAAAGUUUGGACAUUUCUGACAUUGGACAUUCAAAAAUAUUCAAAUAAACUACAGUCAAAAGUGGUAAUUUGACAAAAUAAAUGCUCUAAAUAACAAUCAUUAAAAUGGAUACAAACUAAUUAAAUACGAUAAUCAAUUUAUUCAAUGUCUUUAUGUCAUUCCUGUCGAGUAACGGCUUCUGUGUUUGAUGUCUUGGCACGCUCGACCGUGCCUAAUAUCAUCAUGUUCGUCCAUGACUUGCCAGUUUCUCCUUUGCUUUGGUUCCCAACAUCUACCUGGAAUGUCUUUGUUUUUGACAUUCCCUUCAGGCUCCCGGGAGCUUUCAACAUUUUGGCCUCCAUAACGUAAUGUCUCUCCUGUUGGUGCCUUGACAUUGUGAUCUGUGAUAGCAUUCAGGAACCCUCUGACUUGGAUUGCUGUCCUGAUGUGAUCUUGCUGCAUUGGACCUUAACUAUGCUUGUCAACCCAUGUCCAUCUAUGAUCACCUUGUUUCCAGGUGUCACAGUGACCAACACAUGUGAGUAUGCUUUUUAUAUGUAUUGUAGUCAAAUAUUUAUUGUAUUCUUGUCUUACAGCGGGACAGUUUCUGACACGUUCGGUAGUCGGCACCUAAAAUGUCGGCAUUCAUUGGCCUGAGAUUAAUUAAUGUUGCAUUAUAAUAUGAUUGCUAAAUUUGCUCAAAUUAUAUAUAAACAAUUUAAAUGGGAUGUUGCUAUAAAAUUGUAAUAUCAAUCAAUCAAUCAAUCAAUGUUUAUUUAUAUAGCCCUAAUCACAAGUGUCUCAAAGGGCUGCACAAGCCACAACGACAUCCUUGGUACAGAGCCCACAUAAGGGCAAGGAAAAACUCACCCCAGUGGGACGUCGAUGUGAAUGACUAUGAGAAACCUUGGAGAGGACCGCAUAUGUGGGUAACCCCCCCCCCCCUCUAGGGGAGACCGAAUGCAAUAGAUGUCAAGUGGGUCUGACAUAAUAUUGUGAGAGUACAGUCCAUAGUGGAUCCAACAUAAUAGUAAGAGUCCAGUCCAUAGUGGGGUCAGCAGGAAACCAUCCCGAGCGGAGACGGGUCAGCAGCGCAGAGAUGUUCCCAACCGAUACACAGGCGAGCGGUCCACCCCGGUUCUUGACUCUAGACAGCCAGCACUUCAUCCAUGGCCACCGGACCUGUGCCCCCCCUCCACAAGGGAUAGGGGGGAGCAGAGGAGAAAAGAAAAGAAACGGCAGAUCAACUGGUCUAAAAAGGGGGGCUAUAUAAAGGCUAGAGUAUACAAAUUAGUUUUAAGAUGGGACUUAAAUGCUUCUACUGAGGUAGCAUCUCUAACUGUUACCGGGAGGGCAUUCCAUAGUACUGGGGCCCGAAUAGAAAACGCUCUAUAGCCCGCAGACUUUUUUUGGGCUCUGGGAAUCACUAAUAAGCCAGAGUCCUUUGAACGCAGAUUUCUUGCCGGGACAUAUGGUACAAUACAAUCGGCAAGAUAGGAUGGAGCUAGACUGUGUAGUAUUUUAUACGUAAGUAGUAAAACCUUAAAGUCGCAUCUCAAGUGCACAGGAAGCCAGUGCAGGUGAGCCAGUAUAGGCGUAAUAUGAUCAAACUUUCUUGUUCUUGUCAAAAGUCGAGCAGCCGCAUUUUGUACCAACUGUAAUCUUUUAAUGCUAGACAUAGGGAGACCCGAAAAUAAUACGUUACAGUAAUCGAGACGAGACGUAAUGAACGCAUGAAUAAUGAUCUCAGCGUCGCUCGUGGACAAAACGGAACGAAUUUUAGCAAAUUACGGAGAUGAAAGAAGGCCUCUUUUAAUGGAUGUGUACUAUUCUAUGUUUCACAUUGUUUAUUUAUCUUCACACAUCCCUGGUAUUUGUUAAUAGUUGUUUUCUAUCCAAAUAUAGAAUAACUCUCGUCGUUUUAGCUGGCAAUUUUUUCUUUGUUGUCUUAUACUAUUCUAUAGGAAAGUGUGCACGUGCUAAUACACUUAAGCACUGUCAUUUGACAACAGACUGGGCGUCUUUUUGCUCGGCAUCUAUUUCUGUCACAGUCCCUGCAGUGUCUUGUGUGUCUGUCUUGUCUGUCUGGGUGUGGUCAUGUGUGGGCGGAGUUUGGGUUCCUGGCUUCCCAGUCUGGCACACCUGGCGCUGAUUAGCUCACUCACCUGCCUGCCAUCAGCUAAUCACCUCCACUCCACAAAAGCCCUGGUCCCCUCACACGACGCUGCCAGAUCGUUUCACAGCUCUCCAAGUGGUAACGCCUCUCGCCAGUUCUAGUAGUAUUUUGAUGAUCUUGUUGAUCUUUUGUUUGUGCCUUUUGCUCCUGGUAUCUUGUUCCUCGACUCACCAUUGUUUUCCUCUGCCUCCAGUGCCUACCUGCUCUAAGCCCGCCUGCCUGCCAGACACCUCCACUCCAGCCGACGACGCCUUUCCCUCAUCCCUUGUUUGCCUAAAUUAAACCCUUUGGACUUUGAA